AUGUCUGGUUCAUCCAGCGUCGCGGCUAUGAAAAAAGUGGUUCAACAGCUCCGGCUGGAGGCCGGGCUCAAUCGGGUGAAGGUUUCCCAGGCAGCUGCAGAUUUGAAACAGUUCUGUCUGCAGAAUGCUCAACAUGACCCUCUGCUGACUGGAGUAUCUUCAAGUACAAAUCCCUUCAGACCCCAGAAAGUCUGUUCCUUUUUAUAG
This is a messenger RNA of Rangifer tarandus platyrhynchus (Svalbard reindeer), 207 nucleotides long. NCBI's taxonomy places the organism in Eukaryota, Metazoa, Chordata, Mammalia, Artiodactyla, Cervidae. The record is from the annotation of a GenBank genome assembly.